AAUAAACACACGCACACACGCACACACGCACACACACAACGCGCACUAAUCUGAGCUAGUAGCCCUUGCACAACCCUUUCUCUCUCCUCUCUGUUCUCUCAGGCAGACAGUCGCUCGUUCCAGUCCCACCAAUGUCAAGUUUUUUCUAGACUAGUGUUUUGCAACAAUUCUGCCUUAACCAUCUGAGCACACCAGAGACGCAGUCUGUGUGGUGUGAGUUGCUCCAGCCUUACAGAUGGACACACAAGAGGAAAAGAAGAGACUGCAUGGGAGAUGGCAUGUAGUUUUUUUUUGCCAUUUUGCGUUGUUAACUUGUUUCUUGGAUGCAGUCCGAGGACAGAUCCGCUACUCCAUCCCAGAGGAGCUGGAGCAUGGGGCUUUUGUUGGCAACAUUGCAGAGGACCUGGGCUUGGAUUUGGAUAAACUCUCCGCGCGCAGAUUCCGCAUAGUCUCCGGUGCCAAGAAGCAAUACGUGGAGGUGAAUUUAGAAAACGGGGUUCUGUUCGUCAACGAAAGAAUCGAUCGCGAAGAGCUGUGCGAGCAGAGUUUGUCCUGUUCUUUCCACUUGCAAGUGGUCAUAGAGAACCCUCUGGAGCUGUAUAGAGUAGAGAUGGAGAUACUGGAUGUGAACGACAACUCCCCAAGCUUCCCUUGGACGGAGUUUAAUCUGGACAUCUCGGAAUCCGCUGCGCCAGGAUCUCGCUUCCCACUCGAGAGCGCACAGGAUUUGGACGUGGGAUCCAACUCUUUACGCACGUAUUUGCUCAGCGUCAACGAGCAUUUCCUUUUGGACAUACAGACUCGAAGCGAUGGCAGUAAAUUCGCAGAGCUGGUGCUCCAAACCCCGCUGGACAGAGAGCAGCAAAGCGCGCAUCAGAUGGUUUUAACGGCGGUGGACGGAGGCGCGCCAGAGAGAUCCGGCACCGCGCAAAUCGAUAUCACCGUUUUGGACGCGAACGAUAACGCGCCGGUGUUCGAUCAGUCCUUUUACAGAGUGAGGCUCGCGGAAAACGCACCCAAAGGCACGGUUGUCAUAAAGCUCAACGCGUCUGAUUUGGAUGAAGGUCCCAACGCUGACAUCACCUACUCCUUCAGCGGCCACGCGCCCAUCAAAGUGCGCCAGCUCUUCAGCGUGGAUUCGCGCACGGGGGAAAUCAAAGUGAAAGGGGUGAUCGAUUACGAAAAGGCCAGGAUGCAUGAAAUCUACGUCCAGGCUAAAGAUAAAGGUCCAUCAGCUGUGGCGGUGCACUGCAAAGUGCUGGUGAACGUUUUGGAUACGAACGACAACCUGCCAGAUGUGAUCCUCACAUCUGUGUCCACACCUGUGCAGGAGGACGCGCCACCUGGAACGGUCAUAGCCGUCAUCAGCGUCAUGGAUAAAGACUCAGGUGAGAACGGGAACGUGGACUGCGAGAUCCCGCAUCACGUGCCAUUUCAGCUCCACUCCUCCUUUAAGAACUAUUACACUUUAGUAACUUCUGAUUUUCUGGACAGGGAGUUAAUCGCAGAGUACAACAUCACGCUCACAGCCCGAGAUAUGGGCUCCCCACCCUUAUUCACGAGGAAAACUAUUUUGGUCCAAGUGUCCGACGUGAACGAUAAUGCGCCUCGCUUCAAACAGCCGUCCUAUACUGUGUAUCUGACUGAGAAUAACCCACCAGGCGCAUCUAUUUGCUCUGUGAGCGCGCUGGAUCCAGAUUCAGGUCAAAACGCGUACCUGUCCUAUUCUAUACUAUACGGGGACAUCCAAGGGAUGCCCGUGUCCAAGUAUGUCUCCAUAAACUCGGACAAUGGCAACAUUUACGCGCUGCGCUCCUUCGAUCACGAGCAACUUAAAAACUUCCAGAUCACAGUUCAAGCUCAAGACGCUGGGUUUCCUCCUCUGAGCAACAACGCGUCAGUGAACGUCUUUAUUUUGGAUCAAAACGACAACGCGCCUGUCAUUGUGUCCCCGGUUUUUACGCACAACGGCAGCGCAGCAGUGCCCAGAUCGGUUGACGCCGGAUACCUCGUCACCAAAAUCCGCGCAUCGGACGCAGACGCGGGUCAGAACGCGCGUCUUUUUUACCAGAUGCUCCAAGCGACGGAUCCGACUUUGUUCAGCGUGGCUCUGUACACGGGCGAAGUCAGGACGAUGCGCCAGUUGGUGGAGAAAGACCCCGCCAGGCACCGGUUGCUCAUUCUCGUGAAGGACAAUGGUCAGCCGCCGCUCUCGGCCACUGUUUCCAUCAUCCUGUCAGUGGUUGACAGCCUGCCACAUUCGCAGCAGCCCGAUUUGGGUGACCUGCUGUCACUGAGCCCGCAUCAUCCCAGCUCCAACAACUUCGCCCUGUACUUAAUCGUGUCCCUGGGCGCGGUGUCCUUCACAUUCCUAGUGGCUAUCAUCGUCCUGGUUGCGGUGCGGAAAGUGAAGGGCAGAAGAGCGUCCAGCAGCAGCAGAGAGGAGUCCAACUUCUGCUGCUGCUGCUCUCGCUCAGAAGAUAGCUCCUCCACCACCACAGAGGUGUUCAAAAAGUCCAACUUGAACGUCCGGAUGUCCGCAGGCGCGGAGGCGAACAGUAGCGGUGGAGGCGCGCUCCCUCAGGUCUACUGCUACAAGAUGUGUCUGACACCGGAAUCGUCCAAAAGUGACUUCAUGUUCCUCAAGCCGUGCAGUCCGGUGAUGUCAGCAGUGCAGCAGAAUAACGCUAAGAGCACAGAUUACCUCACCUCUGGCUGGAGCGCGCUGGACCGGAAUGAGCUGGCCAACAACAGAGCAGCAACUCCAAACGAGCUUAGGUAUUCCAACCACGACUGGACCUGGACCAAGAACCAACGCAACUCAGCAUAUAAGAGGUAUAGUUCGGCAAACAUGGAGGGCACUCUUACGCGUCAACAAAAAUACGACGCCCAUGGGUUCUCCUGCUCUGUGGCGCCACAGUACUGGACCUGGGGAAACCAUAUGAAUGACUGCAAGCUUUCUCUUCAAGAGGGAGCGGUUCCUCACUACUCGUGGACCCCAAAGUACACUCAGCCUCAUUCUGAACCGCCAGACUACCAGCACAACGUGUACAUACCGGGCACCACUUCUGACUACAGCACUAUGAAGCUGGCUCCCAGAGGAGAGCUGGAUGUCUACAACACUUUCUCUACUUUCGGAAAGAAAAAGAGAUUCAUCUCAAACUAUGAACAAUCUUAUGACAACGAUGACAGUCUCAUCGUAAGUAAUGACAUCUUUAAGUGAGAACUGGACUGUAUAUUCUGUGUAUAUAUGAUAUAUAUGCCAUCAACUAGUUCCAUUAACAUCUAUAAAUUGAUUAUUGGAGGCUGACAGACUAUGUUUCUCCUAAUACAGUGGAAUUUAAUACCAUUCCUUACCACAAGUAUAUUUUUUAUUUUUGUAAAUACUGAAAUAAAGUAUAAAUAAAGUCUAUUUUGAGUCAUGGUGGGGACUUUUCCAUCAUGUAGUUGUGCUCUAGUUUAAAGGCAGUCAACAAAGUGGAGAGAAGACUUUUCUUUUCCAGCAUCAGUGAGCUCAGGUAAAUGUGAUUUCAUCUGUUUGGUAACAGUGAAUGUCUAACUUCAAAAAAUGUUCAACAGCUUUAUUACACAAGGGUUGUCCAUGUACCACUCACUUACCUUUUUGUCUCAUAGGAACACAUGCUCUGUGUCAAAGUUGUGAACCAACUAACUGUAAUAGCCUUGUUAUACCUCAUAGUCUUUAAAGUAGAGGUUUCUAUCUAAAGCUAACAUAUUUAAGCUGUUUUUUUUUAUCACACAGUUACAGUUGUCUUUCAUCCAUUCACGCCUGGUGCGUUUAGAGACAGGUCAUUUGUUCACAAGUCUAUUGAGUCUGAAUCUAGUCCAGGAGCAAUGCAAACAGAUGUUAAAGGUGAUAAAUUAGAAAACAGAUUGAAUUUCAAUAAUUGCAGACUCAAAGUCUCGCCAUUUCACCCUCCUUUAGACUGUUGUCAGGCUAUUAAAUAGGCAUUAUCAGUCGUUAUAAGCCCCAUAGAUCCAUAGAUGUGGGUCAAUAGGGGCCUACUACACCCACUAGUAGGUUUUAUCAUCUAUUCACAUGGUAUACCUUAUGAGAGAAGGUAUAAAAGAACAUGACAGCAUUCUCUAGUAACUGUAGUAAUUAUGACAGGAGCAGAAACGGAAGUAAGGCACUGUAAUAUAGACAGACACAGGGUUUUCAUCCAGGAGACCGGAGUUCGCAUCCCGUGUGAAACCAACAAUGUGUAGUUGUCUUUGUGUUCGUAGUUAUUUUAACCCAAAACACAAUGUUUUUCCCUAAACUUAACCAAGUUUUUUUUUGCCUAAACCUAAAUAAGUUAUAUUUUGUUGCUGAAACCUAACUUUUCUUUUGCCAUCUAUGGUGCUUAUAUAGCGACUGAUAAUGCCUAUUUAAUGGCCUGAUAACAGUUGAAUCGGGUGGGAUUUCAACUAAACUUACUAUGCACAUCCAGGUCUCAGUGAGUUUAAUCAGGAUUGAGAGUUUUGCAAAGACUUUUUGAUUGAUGUUUUUUGAUCUAUCUUUGAUCUAUCUUUCUCAUUUGUGAUUGAACUGUGUAACUCCCGCAAUGCAGGAGCACAUUGUGUUGUGUAUAUGUGUUUCAAAUGUCAAAUCAAUUGGACUCACGGUGUGAGGGGACCGGCCUUUCGAAGUUCUCAUUUUUUUUAAUUCAGUCACUGGUUACAUGCAUUCCAGAUCUGUAUUUAUUAUUGAGUGUGAUUUGUGUAUCUACAUAUGAUUACACAGUUAUGCUUAUUAGGACUCUGUAUAUAGUCUAUGUACAUAACUAUUCUGUAUAUUAAUAUCAAUAAAGCUGUCCUCAACUCUGUAGUUGUUGUUUUUUGACAGAACAGCCAUACUUUUAUUCCUGUCAUUGGUGGAUGAACCAAUUAUGUGGCUCUGAAAUAACUGCUGGAGUAAUUUAUAUAUAAGUAUAACCUAAUAACUUAAUUCUAGGUCAAAGUUAACGCAAAUUCAUUUUAACUCCACUAA
Messenger RNA from Sebastes umbrosus (honeycomb rockfish), 4990 nucleotides. RefSeq names its product protocadherin beta-15-like. Gene Ontology annotation, cellular component: plasma membrane. The transcript has 4 exons. Gene Ontology annotation, biological process: homophilic cell-cell adhesion. The coding region runs from base 236 to 3223 and encodes 995 amino acids. Gene Ontology annotation, molecular function: calcium ion binding. The record is from RefSeq and is a predicted model, not a curated record. Lineage: Eukaryota; Metazoa; Chordata; Actinopteri; Perciformes; Sebastidae.